Sporothrix brasiliensis 5110 is the source of this 879-nucleotide messenger RNA. Its product is annotated as NmrA-like protein. The coding region runs from base 1 to 879 and encodes 292 amino acids. Lineage: Eukaryota; Fungi; Ascomycota; Sordariomycetes; Ophiostomatales; Ophiostomataceae. The transcript has 3 exons. The record is from RefSeq and is a predicted model, not a curated record.
AUGUCUAUCAAGAAUGUUGCCGUUGCAGGAAGCAAGGGCGCCCUCGGUGUCCCUAUUAUCACGGAGCUCGUCAGCGGCUUUACCGUCACCGUUCUAACGCGCGAGGGCAGUACCGCCAUGCCGCCUGCGGGUGUCGCCGCCGUUAAGCCCGUCGACUAUAAGUCGGUCGAGUCAUUGUCCAAGGCUAUUACCGGCCAGGACGCUAUCGUCUCCGUGCUAGGCUCUCGCGUUAUUAGUGAACAGGUGCCGCUCGUUGAGGCCGCCGCGGCGCCCGAGAGUACGGUGCGCCGCUUUAUCCCGUCCGAGUUUGGUAUCAACACGCGUCAGACGCGGGGCCAACCUAUCGGUGUUAUCCUAGACGGUUAUAUUAAGACCGCGGACUUGAUAAAGGAAAAGUCCAAGGGUUUGGAGCGCGGCGUGUUUAGUAUUGACGUCGACAAACGUACCGCUACUAUUUACGACUCGGGUAACGAGCGUUUCCAGGCCACUAACCUACCCUUUGUCGCCAAGGCCGUCGCCGCCACGCUUAAACAAGCUGGUGGUAACCCGGCCUACGACAAGACCGCGAACCAACACUUGGAAAUCGCGUCCUUUACCCCGGCACAAAACGAGCUCCUGGCCGCCGUCCAAGAGCUAACGACGGGCGGCGCCGACGACUGGACCAUCACGCGCGUCGACUCGGUCGAGGCCCAGAAGACGGGCGCCGAGAAGCUGAGAAACGGCGACCGCUCGGCGAUGAUAGACCUGCUGGGCGUGUGGCAGUUUGCUGACGGCGCCGGCCACGCGCCCGACACCAACAGCCCCACGUUUGGCAACACGGUGCUGGGGUUGCCGCUGGAGGACUUCAAGGUGGCGUUGGCGGCCCUUCUUAAGAAGUGA